Messenger RNA from Nematocida minor, 1387 nucleotides. RefSeq lists its product as uncharacterized. The transcript has a single exon. The record is from RefSeq and is a predicted model, not a curated record. NCBI's taxonomy places the organism in Eukaryota, Fungi, Microsporidia. The annotation marks the transcript as partial.
AUGAUCCUAAAACGAGCACUGAAAAAGGUAAUAGUAGCAGGAGCUGCUGGACUGGCUUAUCUGCACAUAGCGAGCUGUGAACUGGAUAAAGACAAUAUGAAAAACAUAUAUAUCUACUGGAAAAAUAGAUUAUCCUAUUUUGAAAAAGAAAUUGUCCCACGCAUUGGACUCUUUGCAAACUUCAGAGCUUCUAACUCUGAGGCUCUGGCACUGAACUCGGACAAUCUCUUCGAGAAAAGUGCCGAGAUGGAAAAGGGAAUAUGCGCUAUGGCGCAAGAGCUUGAGACCCUUAAGAAGGAGUCUAGCCAAAUUAUAGAGCUUUCUAGCUCAAUAUUCAAGCUAUACAAAGAUGUUAACAAUAGGGGCUCCACCCUUGACAAGGCCCAAAAAGAAACACUUGAGGCUAGAAUCAAAGACGGCUCAAAGAGACUGACUGAGAUAAUCAUACCCUCUCUUGACAUCAGCACUUCGCUAACCAAGAAAAUAAACAACUACGACUUUCACAUGGUAGAGGUAAUAGAAGAGCGCAGCGGAGUAGAGAAGAGCAGUCUCGACAGGCUAGCUCUCUUCAAGCUGGCAAAGAGCAAUAAAAUCCUGGCUGCUAAUAUAAUAUAUGCUCUAUCCAGCAUAAGCCUAUCUCAGCUAGAGAGCGAUGCCGUAGAGGAAAAGCUAGUCACUUUAAUACACGAAAAAAUCGCAUCAGAUUUUGUUCCAAAGAGCAAUGUGGAGCUUUUCGUAAGAGCUGUAAAGAAGGAUGUGGUAAAAUAUAAAAAUAACCUAUACAUUUCAGCAGAUACAAAUUUCGGUCUGCUAUUCAACAUACAUCCAAUGGAGACAUCUGACGUGCCCUUGAUAGACAGCGAAAUAAUGAAUGUUUACAUUAGCCUACUCAAAGAGAACCUUUCUGAAGAAGAAGUAAGCCAGUAUGCAGGCAUUACAUCUCUACACGUUCUAAAGCUGAUGGUGAUCGAAUAUAUAAUGAGCGGGCGCCUUAUGGACUACAAGAGCAACACUGUACUCCGCAAUCUAAGAAAGGCCAUAGAAAAUGAAUUUGACCCAGUAAAAUACAAAAUCAAUAGUGAAGUAAUGUUUGGUAGAUUUCAAGACCUAAAACAAGAUGAAAUACUUAAUAUUUUAACCUAUGUAUGGGGUGGUUAUACAGGCAACCCCCGUUUAGAGAAUAUAAUUGAAAAAGUAUGCAAACGUAUUGGUAUUAAGCGUAAUAACUUUACAGUAAUACAGCGUAGCUUUAAGUAUGCUAACUGGAUGUAUGAUGCUGCUAUGGCACCACUAGCCGGCUCGGAUGGCCAGUAUUCAGACAGUUUGGGAGUGCCAUUUGACAUGUCGUAUACGCAUCCUCUGUGGUAUGUAUGCAUGCGCUACAAGC